AUGCCCAACGUCCGUGUGCUCCGCGACAUCAAGGCCCGCAACGGCGUGAACGCCAACGAGAUCCUCCGCCGCGCGUACCUGUAUGUCGCGCGCAACCAGAACCUCCCCCCGCAGGUCCGCUACCAGGCGCAGCUGCAGCUGAACACGUUCGGCAAGUACACCCGGCCGACCACGGUCAAAAACCGGUGCGCGGAGUCGGGGCGGGGGCGGGGCAUCAUGAGCGAGUUUGGCCUGUGCAGGUACCAAUUCCGGCUCAAAGCCCUGGCCGGUGAGAUCCCUGGCGUCAAGAAGGCUUCUUGGUGA
This is a messenger RNA of Postia placenta MAD-698-R-SB12, 303 nucleotides long. RefSeq lists its product as hypothetical. The coding region runs from base 1 to 303 and encodes 100 amino acids. Gene Ontology annotation, biological process: translation. Lineage: Eukaryota; Fungi; Basidiomycota; Agaricomycetes; Polyporales; Adustoporiaceae. The transcript has 2 exons. The record is from RefSeq and is a predicted model, not a curated record. Gene Ontology annotation, cellular component: mitochondrial small ribosomal subunit; ribosome. Gene Ontology annotation, molecular function: structural constituent of ribosome.